AUGGCAACAGACGCUGGAAUUAGGGUCCAGCGAAUUGGAAUAGACCUAGACGCGCCGGAGGGCAGCGACGAGCUCGAAUUCCACUGUGCGCGAAUACGGCGCAUAGAGAAUCUCGCGGACCUGACCGGACUGAAGGCAAUGUCAAGUUUAGUGGAAAAAAUUGAGAAUUUGGAAGCCAAUCGGGAAUUGGAGGUACUCGACCUGUACCAGAACAGCAUCGCAGCUAUUGAGAAUAUCGACCACCUUGUGAACCUUCGCGUUCUGGAUUUGUCAUUUAACCGUAUCGAGAGAAUCGCUAAUGUUAACAGCCUAACGAACCUGCGUGAGCUAUAUCUCACCAGUAACCGAAUCGCAAAGGUGGAAAAUAUUGGUAGCUUAGCGGAUCUGGAGCUGCUGGAGCUCGGAUCGAACUGUAUCCGCGAGUACGAUGAGAUUCGGCUGCUGCCACGGCUAAAAGCGCUGUGGCUAGGGCGCAACAAAAUCACGCACAUGCGAUUACCUCCGUUGCCGAACCUUACCACGUGCAGUUUGCAGAACAACCGCAUAUGCGAAUGGGCGCCAGAAAUCGCUAGCAGCUGCCCAGAGCUCCAGGAACUGUACCUCAGCUUUAACCGCCUAUCUGAGAUACCGCCUCUGGUCAACCGCAUGCGGAAACUCACGAUUUUGGACCUCGGAAACAAUCACAUUGCCCGAAUCAACAUCGAGGAGCCAAACGACUGCGUCGUGGAGCUUUGGCUGAACGACAACGCCAUAGAAGAUGAGCGUGACAUAGAACCCCUGAAGCUCUUCCGGUGCCUCAAGGUCCUGUACCUUGAGCGCAACCCUAUUCAGGCGAAGCUCGGCCCCGGCUACCGCAACAGAAUUUUGCACAUCCUACCACAACUAAUGCAGCUUGACGCUUUGGCGGCGGGAAACCGCGUCACAUAA
Messenger RNA from Babesia bigemina, 927 nucleotides. RefSeq names its product protein phosphatase 1, regulatory (inhibitor) subunit 7, putative. The transcript is spliced from 7 exons. Bases 1 to 927 code for a protein of 308 amino acids. Gene Ontology annotation, molecular function: protein binding. NCBI's taxonomy places the organism in Eukaryota, Apicomplexa, Aconoidasida, Piroplasmida, Babesiidae. The record is from RefSeq and is a predicted model, not a curated record.